GCACUUCCGGCUCGUGGCUGCGCUUCCGGCCAGGGCUCUCCCCUUCCGCUGGAGCCCAGCGCCUCGCAGGCGCCCGCACUUCAGUCCCCUCCCACCCGGUUAGGAGCGGAGGCCCUCCUCUCGGUGGCGUCCGACUGUUCUUACGUCUCAGGUCCAGUUGGUCCGUGCUCAGGAUGCUGCGGAAGCCCCGAGGACCUAUUUUCAACACUGCUAAAAGGGGGGAAAAUUCAAGAAGGCACUGAAGAGACCACCUCACCAGACCCUGAUGUUACUUCUCCUCUGGAUGUACAUGCUGCAGCUCCAUAGGAGCCAGUGGGAUGCUAUCACUGAAAUGGAUGAACACAAUAGGCCCAUUCACACGUACCAGGUCUGCAAUGUAAUGGAACCAAACCAAAACAACUGGCUUCGAACAAACUGGAUCUCCCGUGAUGCAGCACAGAAAAUUUAUGUGGAAAUGAAGUUUACAUUGAGGGAUUGUAACAGCAUUCCCUGGGUUUUGGGAACUUGCAAAGAAACAUUUAAUCUGUAUUAUGUGGAAUCAGAUGAGUCCCAUGGAAUCAAAUUCAAGCCAAGCCAAUAUACAAAGAUUGACACAAUUGCUGCUGAUGAAAGCUUUACCCAGAUGGAUUUGGGUGAUCGUAUCCUGAAACUUAACACAGAAAUUCGUGAGGUGGGGCCUAUAGAAAGGAAAGGAUUUUAUCUGGCUUUCCAAGACAUUGGGGCAUGCAUUGCUCUGGUCUCAGUUCGUGUUUUCUACAAAAAGUGCCCCUUCACUGUUCGUAACUUGGCUAUGUUUCCUGACACCAUCCCAAGGGUUGAUUCUUCUUCUUUGGUUGAAGUAAGGGGCUCUUGUGUGAAGAGUGCAGAAGAGCGUGAUACUCCUAAACUCUAUUGUGGAGCUGAUGGAGAUUGGCUGGUUCCUCUUGGAAGGUGUAUCUGCAGUACAGGAUAUGAAGAAAUCGAUGGUUCUUGUCACGCUUGCAGACCAGGAUUCUAUAAAGCAUUUGCUGGAAACACAAAAUGUUCUAAAUGCCCUCCCCACAGUUUAACCUACAUGGAAGCAACUUCUGUCUGUCAGUGUGAAAAGGGUUACUUCCGAGCUGAAAAAGAUCCACCUUCUAUGGCAUGUACCAGGCCACCCUCAGCUCCUAGGAAUGUGGCUUUUAACAUCAAUGAAACAGCCCUUAUUUUGGAGUGGAGCCCACCAAGUGACACAGGAGGGAGAAAAGAUCUCACAUACAGUGUGAUCUGUAAGAAAUGUGGCUUAGACACCAGCCAGUGUGAGGACUGUGGUGGAGGACUCCGCUUCAUCCCAAGACAUUCUGGCCUGAUCAACAACUCUGUGAUAGUACUUGACUUUGUGUCUCACGUGAAUUACACCUUUGAAAUAGAAGCCAUGAAUGGAGUUUCUGAGUUAAGUUUUUCUCCAAAGCCAUUCACAGCUAUUACAGUGACCACGGAUCAAGAUGCACCUUCCCUGAUAGGUGUGGUAAGGAAGGACUGGGCAUCCCAAAAUAGCAUUGCCCUAUCAUGGCAAGCACCUGCUUUUUCCAAUGGAGCCAUUCUGGACUACGAGAUCAAGUACUAUGAGAAAAGUUUACGUCAACAGGGAUACCGAAGUCGUAUUUGGUUUGCUGAUGUGACACUUCAGGCCUACCCACGGAUAGCGCCGGCAUUUUGGCACUACCUGCGGGUAGAAGAGCAUGAGCAGCUCACCUACUCCUCCACGAGGUCCAAGGCACCCAGCGUCAUCAUCACAGGCCUCAAGCCAGCCACCAAGUACAUAUUUCAUAUCCGAGUGAGGACUGCAACAGGAUACAGUGGCUACAGUCAGAAGUUCGAAUUUGAAACAGGAGAUGAGACUUCUGACAUGGCGGCAGAACAGGGACAGAUUCUCGUCAUAGCCACCGCAGCUGUUGGGGGCUUUACUCUCCUCGUCAUUCUAACUUUGUUCUUCUUAAUCACUGGGAGGUGCCAAUGGUACAUAAAGGCCAAAAUGAAGUCAGAAGAGAAGAGAAGAAACCACUUACAGCAGAAUGGGCAUUUACGUUUCCCAGGAGUUAAAACUUACAUAGAUCCAGAUACAUAUGAAGACCCAUCCCUAGCAGUUCAUGAAUUCGCAAAGGAGAUUGAUCCCUCAAGAAUUCGCAUUGAGAGAGUCAUUGGGGCAGGAGAAUUUGGAGAAGUCUGUAGUGGGCGUUUGAAGACACCCGGGAAAAGAGAGAUCCCCGUUGCCAUCAAAACUUUGAAAGGUGGCCACAUGGAUCGACAAAGAAGAGAUUUUCUAAGAGAAGCUAGUAUCAUGGGUCAGUUUGACCACCCAAAUAUCAUUCGACUAGAAGGUGUUGUCACAAAAAGAUCCUUCCCGGCCAUUGGGGUGGAGGCGUUUUGUCCCAGCUUCCUGAGGGCAGGGUUUUUAAAUAGCAUCCAGGCCCCGCAUCCAGUGCCAGGGGGAGGAUCUCUGCCCCCCAGGAUUCCUGCUGGCAGACCAGUAAUGAUUGUGGUGGAAUAUAUGGAGAAUGGAUCCCUAGACUCCUUUUUGCGGAAACACGAUGGCCAUUUCACAGUCAUCCAGUUGGUCGGUAUGCUCCGAGGCAUCGCCUCAGGGAUGAAGUAUCUCUCUGAUAUGGGCUAUGUCCAUCGAGAUCUGGCAGCUAGGAAUAUAUUGGUCAACAGCAACUUAGUAUGCAAAGUGUCUGAUUUUGGUCUGUCCCGGGUGCUGGAAGAUGACCCAGAAGCUGCUUACACAACAACUGGUGGAAAAAUCCCCAUAAGGUGGACAGCCCCAGAAGCUAUUGCCUACAGAAAAUUCUCCUCAGCAAGCGACGCUUGGAGCUAUGGCAUUGUCAUGUGGGAGGUCAUGUCCUAUGGAGAGAGACCUUAUUGGGAAAUGUCUAACCAAGAUGUCAUUCUGUCCAUUGAAGAAGGUUAUAGACUUCCGGCUCCCAUGGGCUGUCCAGCAUCCCUACACCAGCUGAUGCUCCAUUGCUGGCAGAAGGAGAGAAAUCACAGACCAAAAUUUACUGACAUUGUCAGCUUCCUUGACAAACUGAUCCGCAAUCCCAGUGCCCUUCACACCCUGGUGGAGGACAUCCUUGUGGUUAACGGACCCCACAGCCAGUGCCCAUCAACAGAGCUCUCUAACUGUUCUAUGGCUGUAGAAGCAGGCAGAAUGCCAGAGUCCCCUGGUGAAGUUCCUGAAUAUCCUUUGUUUGUCACAGUUGGUGACUGGCUGGAUUCUAUCAAGAUGGGGCAAUAUAAGAAUAACUUCAUGGCUGCGGGGUUUACGACGUUCGACCUGAUUUCAAGAAUGAGCAUUGAUGAUAUUAGAAGAAUUGGAGUCCUUCUCAUUGGACACCAGAGACGGAUAGUCAGCAGUAUACAGACUUUACGCUUACACAUGAUGCACAUACAGGAGAAAGGAUUUCAUGUAUGAAAGUACUACAAGCACUUGUGUUUUGUGCCUCAGCAUUUCUAAAAUGAACGAUAUCCUCUCUACUACCCCCUCUUCUGAUUCUCCAAACAUCACUUCACGAACUGCAGUCUCCUGUUCAAACUACGGGCACACACCUUUUGUUUAUGCUUCUAACCUGGAUUUUAAAAUUAUGCCUCAUAGCUCCUCUCUGAAUAACCUGCAGAUAAAACCCUGGCCCGCUGCAGAUUAUCACUGACACAAUGGUAAAUAACUCAGCAUGGAUGUGUAACUUUGUACAACAGUAUUUGGGAAGUGUUCACGAACUUAAAGGAAUUUGGCCAGGUGUGGCUUCCUUAAUGAUGUAUUUAGAGUUUGACGGUAGAUAAAAAAGAAAUAGUUGACCUUUCUUUCAUGUUUUGUGAUCAAGUAGCUUCCAAACUGACGUGAAUACUUUUAGAUAAUUAUAUUCAACUCUAUGGAUCAUAUUGUUACUUUAUUUUAUAAUAGUUUAACUGUUGAUGCCUGAUGUUGUUAGAAGUAUUUGCAGAAAUAACCAAUGAUGUCAUUUGGUGAAUUCUUGUCAGGUGUGACUACACUAAGAAAGGGGUUAUCAGGGAGGGAGAGGGAGAAACAUACUGUGCUUUUCAAUCUUCUAAGGCUGGUUUGUCUAUUUUUUUUAAAUUAACUUCAUAGUGUCCUAAAUAUUUCAUAGUAAGUGAUUGCUUAGAGGCUUUUCCCCUCUAAGUUUUAUUAGCAAUAGUAUAUUUCUCUCCUACCUUAUGAAGAUCACCCCAGAAAGAUCAAGAGUGAAGCUUGAAAUAAAACCGUGUCUAUUCCCUUGGUUCAGCUUUACAAGUUUGCAAAAGCAAUUAUCAAAGCACUGAGAAAAUUAGUUAUUUUCAGUAGACUUGCUUUGAAUAAAAGAUCUAAGAAUAUAGCCUUAGAUUUAAUGUAAAAGUAAUUAAACACAAUUUUAUGAUAGCUAUAUGGUGGCCCAAAAAAUAAACACAUGUAGUUGGCUGAUGUUGGUGCAUUUUGCAAGUUAAAGAAUUUUUAUAUUUUGUUCCUAAAAAAUAAGUUACAUGAAUGUGCUGAGCUGUUUUCUAAACCUUUCAAGAGACAAGUAUACCACUGCAUGUUCCAAAGAGAUAUGAACAGACCUAACCUAUGAGCAUAUAUAAAUCGUGUGUCAACCUGGGCCCAAAACACAGUAACUGAAAAUGUGAACACAGCUAUAAUGUGUGUCAUAAUCAUCUCAGAGGCUGCAAAAAAAAGCAAAUAUAUUUUUCAGUGAAUUAUGCUGAGCAAAUUAUCAAAAAAGUGCUGCUUUAUGAGUAAGUUCAAUUGUAAAAUCAGCUGUUGCCUGUGAAUGUACAGAAUGGCUUCUGUGCUAGGUGUGGAAGAGUAGGCAGGAUGUGUUGAGAGAGAUUUUAAAAGGAACAGGUUGUCUAAAGAUGCUUAUUUAAUAAAUAAGUUUUUCUCUGAUCUAAGACCCAAAGGUGCCCAAUCCACAUUCUCCAGUUCCUACCUAAAUCACAUUUUUUUUUUUUUUUUUUUUUUUGGUAAUAGCAGCUGUCUUGCUAUUAAAGGAGACUCACUUUCUUUUAUUCUUUUAAGAUUUGUUUAUUGUCGCAUUAGACUAGACCCUUUCACAUACAUUAUUAUGCUGAUUUAUCUCCUGAUUUUUGUCUACCACAGCUCAAUUUUUCUCAUUUCAAAAAAAAAAAUUGUAUAGAGCUAGAAGGAAGAGUCUUUAAAAAGUAUUCCUUAAAGUAUACUAAAAAGAAAAAAAAAGUGAGAAAUUCAUCACUUUUUAAGUAAGUGUGUCAGAAAUAGCUAGCAACAUUUUCUAGCCACCACCUGCAUGGUCAUGCAUCACUCAUACACUAACUGCAGUUUGCUUGAUACAUUUACACAAAUCCGGAUACAUGUAGAGGAAAUAUAAAAUUUCCAUAUUUACCUGUCUUCAAAUAUAUAUUAAAUAAGAACAGAUGUAAAACAGAUUAAAUUUAUUAAUCAUAUAUAUUUAUUUUUAUAAUACAACAAAAAAGGUAUUUAGAAAAAUAAGGAAUAGAAUAAUUAUGGUCUUCCAUAGGACUCUGUCAGCAACAUCUGUAUAGUUUGAUGAAAUAAAUUCUAUAAAGUAUUUAAACUUCUAUGAGAUGGGCAUUCAGUACUUAAAAGAUUAAAGUUCACUGUUAAGAAUUUUUUUCUUAAAAGGUACAGAGAUCUUUUUCUAUAUGUGAGUAACUUCUAUUUCUUUUUUUCCUUCCCCAACAUCUUCCUCUAGUAUUAUAAAACUGCCUUUCUACUCUGUCUCUUUCCCCAAAUGCUCUUUAAAAUUUCUUUAGAAUUACAUUCAUAUUUUUCAGAACUGUAAGCAUGAUAAUCUUACGUGUAAUUUUGAACCUCAUUAUGGUCAGAAACACAUGGUUGAAAUAUUUGUGCACGAUUAAACAGAUAUAUUAAAAAAAUAAGGAUAUCUAUUUCUUAAUUGCCUACACACAGACCCCUGAUCCCAAGGAUAUUAUAAGAUUUAGGAAUAUUAACAGUUAGGUUGCCAAAUUUAUUUGGAAAUUUUACAUGAAAUAUUUUGAGAAUUACUAGUGCACAUACUUAGUAAUUAAAACUGUUUAAUAUGCAUAAGUAUAGAACCUAAUUAUAGAAAGAAAAUUAGUAACUUACAUAAAUCACAGCCUUCAGUAAUGAUUUUUGGUAACUUCAGUAUGCAUAUACAUUCAUGUACCUGCUUUAUUUUACAUUUUCUGAUCUAUACUAUUGAGGAGCUUUUUGGAUUUUGUAAAUCGAGACAGUUGAAGAAACCACUUUUGUUUUAUUUCCUGGGUGGUCAGUUUCCAGUCUAUAAACAACUCAUUAUCUCAUAGUAUAAGGCAUAUGUGGGGGAAAAAUAUAAAAACAAUGUACAAUCGAGAAGAGAGAUUAGGUAUAUAAAUCAUUAAAAAAGCAAUCAGAAAUUGCAAAGCUCUUGGCUUACUGAGAAUCAAAAUGUACACCACUUUUGCACUGAGUUAUCUUAUAGCUGCUGACAAAUAAGUUAUGCAUGCUGUAGUCUAAAAAAGAAAAAGAAAAAAAAGAUUUGUAUUCUUUAAUACCCUGCAUUACUCUUUAAAACCUAUCCAGAUAUCAGCUGAAUAAAAAACAGCCUUGUAGCUACAGUUCUAAGGCCUGCUUCAGUCCUCACAUGGAAAACAAAUCCAAAGUCAACUCUUGAAAAGCAAAGUCAGUCUUUACAGAAGUCCUUCUGAAGUGGUGGUAAAGAAUGAAUCUCAACCACAUUUCAUUUAAAAAGUCCAUUUUUUGUAUCUUUCCCUACCAAAGUUCUACUUUAUAAAUCAGUCGGUUAAAUCUCUUAUCCCAAAAUUUUCACCAAUAUUAGGUCUCUUUUUUCUGUUCCUUCAUUAAAUUUCCUAAAACUUCUUGCUCAGUCAGCUCCCCGUCUCCUCUCUUUAUUACUCCAUCUCCUCUCUUUUCCUUUCUCAGUUUCUACCACUCAACCCCUGAUCCCUAUCAGCAGAAGAAAGCUCGGAAAAUCUAAAAAGAUCUUACCAUCUCUUUACAAGAGGCUGAAGACGGAGGGAAGGGACUGUUGCAGGAGCCAUACAUUAGUAUUUUGGGUCCCACCGCAUAAACGAGAGCAUUUGCACUCACAGAGAGGGAAUGAACUUUUUAUUAACUGGAAAUUAAGUGCUUUGGAAAGUAAUUUAAAAAUGGAUGAUGAUGAUCCUUUUCUAUAGCUUUAGAUAAGGAAAUUAUUAAUUUAAAAAUUUGUAUUUUAAGAAUAAAAAACCAUUAUCCAUUCACA
Molecule: messenger RNA, 7238 nt
Organism: Canis lupus familiaris (dog)
Lineage: Eukaryota; Metazoa; Chordata; Mammalia; Carnivora; Canidae
Gene: EPHA6
Product: EPH receptor A6
Exons: 21
Coding region: 266-3436 (1056 amino acids)
Biological process (GO): cell surface receptor protein tyrosine kinase signaling pathway; axon guidance; protein phosphorylation
Cellular component (GO): plasma membrane; neuron projection
Molecular function (GO): protein binding; transmembrane-ephrin receptor activity; ATP binding
Source: RefSeq, a predicted model, not a curated record